Messenger RNA from Brugia pahangi, 204 nucleotides. The record is from the annotation of a GenBank genome assembly. NCBI's taxonomy places the organism in Eukaryota, Metazoa, Nematoda, Chromadorea, Rhabditida, Onchocercidae.
AUGAACAGGGAGGGAUGGGAUGGGCAAUGCUUUGCUUUCAGGGGAAAUUCCUUCUUUGCAUUUCAUGUCAUUUGGGAAAAGUCAAGAGGAAGAUUUCUGGCAGCUUCAUGUCUCUCAACUAAUUGGGAAAAUGUAAAUUUUGUGCGCACAUCCGUUACCCAAUAUGCCGAAAAAAAGAGAAGGGAAGAAGAACGCAAAAGAUGA